This is a messenger RNA of Punica granatum (pomegranate), 516 nucleotides long. The record is from RefSeq and is a predicted model, not a curated record. NCBI's taxonomy places the organism in Eukaryota, Viridiplantae, Streptophyta, Magnoliopsida, Myrtales, Lythraceae.
AUGAUGAACCCAAAGAGCCAGGUUGCGGUUAUCCCAUUUUCCUUCUCCGGCCACCUAUUGCCCCUCGUCAACCUCGUACGUCGAUUAGCAGCAAAUGCCCCCGAUGUGAUCUUCUCUUUCUUCAACACUGCCAGCUCAAAUAAGACCCUAUUCUAUUCCAGCAAUAAUCAGGCAGAACCCCUACCAUCUAAUGUUAAGGUCUAUGACAUUGCCGCUACCGUCACUUGGGAAGAGGAAACUACAAAGGAACUGAAAUCCCAAAUGGUAGGAGCAUUGGAGCCCUUCUUGGAGGUGGCUGUGGCUAGCUUCGAAGAUGCGAUCAAUGCUGCAGUGAAGGAGAAUGGAGUGAGGGUGAGCUGUCUCCUUAUAGAUGGCCUCAUGGUGUUCUCAUGCAAGAUCGCGGAGAAGUUGCAAGCCAAGUGGGUCGCCGUGUGGGUACCGACACUAUCAAUUUUACCGGCUUACAUUUAUAGAGAUCUCCUUGUCCCUCUAUUAAAAGCUGUUCUCAUUCAGUGA